Molecule: messenger RNA, 1632 nt
Organism: Microsporum canis CBS 113480
Lineage: Eukaryota; Fungi; Ascomycota; Eurotiomycetes; Onygenales; Arthrodermataceae
Product: phosphotransferase family protein
Exons: 4
Coding region: 1-1632 (543 amino acids)
Cellular component (GO): mitochondrion
Source: RefSeq, a predicted model, not a curated record
AUGCGGGCCAUACCAGAGCAACAGCAUGAUUGGAAUUUACAUGAUGAAUAUUUCAACUUUACCCGUGGACGGUUUGUUGUUGACGAAAAGAAGCAAAUCUCAAAACGACACAUUUACUUUAACAUGAACGAGCUCGCUCAAGUAGCUGCAAGAUCAGUUGGUGCAAAAUAUUGUACAAACAUCGAAAAGUGUGCAGAUGGCAUGUUCAACAAAGCGUACAUCUUUACCCUUGACAAUCAUAAACAAGUCGUUGGCAAAGUUCCAAAUCCGAAUGCCGGCAUACCUCACUAUACAACUGCCAACGAGGUAGCAACAAUUGACUUUAUGCGUAAUGUGCUGAAAACGCCAGCACCAGAAGUAUAUGCUUGGAAUUCCCGAUUAGACAAGGGAAACAAUAUCGGAGUCGAGUACAUUAUUAUGGAAAAACUCGAUGGAAUUCAGCUGGGGAGGGUAUGGCCUUCCUUAGAUCCCGCAGAUAAGAUGAAAAUCUUCCUCCAAAUCUUCGAUUGCCAAAGACUUUGGAGCGGGACGAAAUUCACUAGCUUUGGGAGCCUUUAUUAUCGUGAUGACUUGGAUGGAUCGGUUUGCAAACCGCUUGUUGAUGAUCGACGUAGCCAACCGCCUGAGUUUAAUCGAUUUGCUAUUGGCCCAGCCACGGGGCGCGAAUGGUCUGAUGAUGGUCGAAUCUUCUUGGAUUGUGAUCGAGGUCCAUGGAACUCUUUACAUGAGUAUCGGAUAGCAAUUGGACUCCGAGAAAAGUUAGCUAUUGAGAAUAGUCCAUGUGCUCCGAAACAACUGGCAAUGCUCUAUGGUCCAGGCCUCUAUAAACCCACACUCGAGAAAAGGCUGGAUGCUGUUAAAUCUUACCUGAAGCUUGCCAGUUUCCUCCUCCCCUCUGAUCCAUUAUUGACUAGUGGUCACCUCUGGCAUGACGAUCUCCAUAGUGAGAACAUUUUUGUUAGCCAGAAGAAACCCACGGAGGUGGUUGGGAUUAUUGACUGGCAGUCAACUCAAAUCUCACCUCUAUUUGACCAUUGUAUGGAUCCGGCCUUCCUAGAAUACGAUGGUGACCCGAUUGGUGACAGUUUGAAGCGUCCUGAACUUCCAGAGAAUAUCAAAUUCUUGCCUGAAGAUGAGAAGAAGGAAAUCAUUAACCAGUACUUAGACAGGUCUGUUAUGGUAGCCUGGCGUAUGCUCGUGAAGGGUAAAAACCCCAGUCAAUAUACCGCCACGAUGUUCGAAAAUACGACAAAAGGAUACUUACUUUUUCUUUCCCGCCGUCUCUAUGAACUGGGGGAGCCUCAAUUCCAUGCUCUAUCACUAGAACUACGGAACGAGUGGUUGAAAUCUAGAGCAGUCGAUGGUAAGGAUAAAUUUCCACUUUCCUUUUCAACGGAGCAAGAAAUUGAGAUCAAGGCCGAUAAAGAGGCUGCUGCGUUAAGCUCCGAGGCCAUGAAGAGUAUACAGCAGCAGCUUGGCCGCAUGUGGCCUGAUAAGGCUGUGGCAGAACAUGACGACUUCGAGGAGUUAAAGUCUAGACUAUCUCGGAUAAAAGAAGAGUUAAAGUCAGAGCUAGCACGAACGGCCGAAGCGCGAGCAGAGUUGGACAAGUUCUGGCCUUUUGACGAUUGA